Lynx canadensis (Canada lynx) is the source of this 862-nucleotide messenger RNA. Its product is annotated as epididymal secretory glutathione peroxidase-like. Gene Ontology annotation, biological process: response to oxidative stress. Gene Ontology annotation, molecular function: glutathione peroxidase activity. Lineage: Eukaryota; Metazoa; Chordata; Mammalia; Carnivora; Felidae. The record is from RefSeq and is a predicted model, not a curated record. The coding region runs from base 21 to 806 and encodes 261 amino acids. The transcript is spliced from 5 exons.
AAAUUCUGCGUCCCCGCUUAAUGCCCCAGAAACCCUUGCCGGCUGGCGACUGGCCUGCACGGGCUUGGCUAGCGUGUCAGAAGGCUGCCAGAGUGCGGGAGGUCGCGGCCUCCAAGACCAGAACCUCACACACUAGGAUGACGGCACAGUUACCGGCCUCCUCCCUCUUCCCUCUUCUGCUAGUCGGCGUCACGUGCACGAAUCCCGAGCCCCCAGAGAAGGUGAAGAUGGAUUGCUACAAAGAUGUGAAAGGCACCAUCUACGAAUAUGACGCCCUCACUCUUCAUGGAAAGGAACGCAUUCAGUUCAAGCAGUACGCGGGCAAGCACGUCCUUUUCGUCAACGUGGCCACCUACUGCGGUCUGACAGCUCAGUAUCCUGAACUGAACGCACUUCAGGACGAGCUGAAGCCCUGGGGCCUGGUUGUGCUGGGCUUUCCCUGCAACCAGUUUGGGAACCAGGAACCAGGAGAGAACUCGGAGAUCCUUCCGGGGCUGAAGUAUGUGCGUCCAGGGAGAGGAUACGUACCGAAUUUCCAGCUUUUUGAGAAAGGGGAUGUGAAUGGCAAAACAGAACAGAAAGUCUUCAGCUUCUUGAAGCUCUCCUGCCCUCACCCCUCUGAGGUGCUGGGCUCUUUCAGACACAUAUCCUGGGAGCCGGUAAAGGUCCACGACGUCCGCUGGAACUUUGAGAAGUUCCUGGUGGGGCCCAACGGGGUCCCUGUCACGCGCUGGUUCCACCAGGCUCCCAUCAGCACCGUCAGCUCGGACAUCCUGGGGUACCUGAAGCAGCUAAAAACGAAAUAGGAACCCCGCGUGUGGGGCGGGAGCCAUCCUGCCUCUUACCUGAAGGCCUGUUUUUA